This is a messenger RNA of Aspergillus aculeatinus CBS 121060, 480 nucleotides long. RefSeq names its product Clavaminate synthase-like protein. The transcript has 4 exons. Lineage: Eukaryota; Fungi; Ascomycota; Eurotiomycetes; Eurotiales; Aspergillaceae. The record is from RefSeq and is a predicted model, not a curated record. The annotation marks the transcript as partial.
GAGUCAGUCAUGCGCCACAGUCAAGACUUCUUCGCUCUGCCAACUGAAACAAAGGAGAGAUACGGGGGGGACAUUAGAGGGUUGAACCGCGGCUACGAGAGACUACGAGCCCAGAACUUCGAGAAGCAGACCCAGGGAGAUUUGAAAGAGGGAAUCUACUACUCACUCGAUGACCCGUACGUUAUGGCACGCAAACUCGGCCAGGGACCGAACAAGUACCCAGUUGAGGUCACCGAUCCACUCGCAUUCCAGAACAUAAUGGAUGACGGCCACGCUGCCCUUACCGCGCUGGCCAUGGGGAUCAUGCAAAUAAUUGCGCGCACACUGCAUUUAGAUGAGGAUGUAUUCUAUGAUUUCUGUGAACAUCCAGUAGCCGUGCUGCGUCUGCUUCACUACCCUCCGCAGGAGUCCGAGGCAGCGGAUGAUGAGAGAGACACGGGCGCGCACACCGACUUUGGCGAUCAGAAAGAAAGAUUAUGA